Diospyros lotus (date-plum) is the source of this 549-nucleotide messenger RNA. RefSeq names its product LOB domain-containing protein 29-like. Gene Ontology annotation, cellular component: nucleus. The transcript has a single exon. The record is from RefSeq and is a predicted model, not a curated record. Gene Ontology annotation, biological process: hormone-mediated signaling pathway; positive regulation of DNA-templated transcription. Lineage: Eukaryota; Viridiplantae; Streptophyta; Magnoliopsida; Ericales; Ebenaceae. Bases 1 to 549 code for a protein of 182 amino acids.
AUGCCAGCGUUCAACCUGUUUCGAUGCGAUGCCUGCCGAGUUUUGAGGAGACAGUGUUCUCCACACUGUAUCUUUGCUCCUUAUUUCUGUCAUGAGGAAGGAUUCGCUCAUUUUGCUGCCAUCCACAACAUUUUUGGUGCCAGAAUUGCCUCCAUCCUCCUGACUUAUCUUCUAGUAAGUGACCGGCUUGUAGUUAUUAUGACACUCUUAUUUGAAGCUCAAGCUCGGCUUCAGGAUCCUGUCUAUGGUUGUGUAUCUCACAUUCUAGCCCUUCAGCAGCAGGUUAGUGACUUGCAAGCCCAUCAAGCUUAUUUGCAAAAUUCACUAUUCGCGUAUUAUUCUUUGCAUCCCCAACCUGUUCCUCAACCUGUUCAAAACCCAAGUUGGAAUUUCGAUCUUCCUAUCAUACCAGAGGAUAUCCCUCAUCCCAAUGUCCUAGAGACUACUCUUCCAUCUUACCCUGGUGAAGCCAGCAGUAGCCAGAUGCCACCCCCAAAUGACAUCAAUGAGCUGGGACCUGUUGUGUUUGGCAACCGUCGUCGUCACUGA